Messenger RNA from Mercenaria mercenaria, 1892 nucleotides. RefSeq lists its product as uncharacterized. Bases 241 to 852 code for a protein of 203 amino acids. NCBI's taxonomy places the organism in Eukaryota, Metazoa, Mollusca, Bivalvia, Venerida, Veneridae. The record is from RefSeq and is a predicted model, not a curated record. The transcript is spliced from 4 exons.
UCGAAUGGCCAUUUCACAGUUUGUUGAAUAUUACAUGUCGUUUUACAGGAUUAAUACCAAUAUUAAACCAUAAAAAUUUUCCUGUGUGGCACAUAUUCAUGGUCUGGUAGUCCUAAAGUUAGAUUUGUUUUCUUAUAUUUGCAGAAAAGAAAUUCCCAUUCUUCUGGAGAAUGUAGCGAAAAAAAUCAUUAAUAAAACAUUUUCUUUUUAAUAAUUAUUAGAAAGUAAAUAGGAUUAAAAAUGGCAACGCCUGGUAUUAGGCAGCGGAGAAUGAAGAUCCUGUCAGCACCACCCAUGAGCCGCUUACCUCGGUUAGACUCUUGUCAAGUCAGGAAAGAACUUACACAACCCGAACGACGACAAGGUACAGCGAAAAUCAGACGAAACUUCCUGGAGAGCAGACGAGAUGACUUUGUUGAAGAAACAACGAAGAAGGAAGAGAUAGAACGGUUGAAAAAAUAUAAGAAAUACCUGGACAACAUGAAACUGCUGUGCCGCAGCAAUAAGGAUACUGACGUAAAAGGAAAGGACCAAGAAAAUAGUGUUUGGCAGAAGGAAGUAACAAAAAUAGAUCUACCCGAGCGUCUACCAAUAACUGUUCCAAUGCGGCUAAAGAGCGCCCAACAAACUCUGCCUCGGCAUGAGCAUUUGUUCAACACAACUCCAAUGUUUUACCGCGUGAGAUUUUCAACCUCGAAAGAAGAUAGUAGCAUCUGUACGGAUGGAUCUAGAUCAGCGAUAAAACAGAAGCUGCAGUAUUUCAUAAAUCAGGACUGGAGUUCAGAGAAGGUCUCGUGGUUUAACCUUCAUAAAAAUGUCCCAGAAUAUCAAAAAGCUAAUUGGAUUUGCUAAACGUACUCUUUUAAUGCAACACUUAUGAUAUUUAGCUGAUAUCUGUGAAAUUACUGAAUGCAUAUUUUUGAAAACUGGCGAAAUUUUAGAAAAAUAUUUUGAAAACUAUACGUCAAAAUUUCAGUAAAAUUCAAACAGCCUCUUAAUACAAUUUUAUUAAUAUAACAACCUCAUCAUUUUUUUCUUUAAAAAGAUAUCACAAAAAUACUUGUAAACUAAUCUGAAUCUAUAAAUGAGCGAAUUUCGUUUAAUGAGCGAAUUUUCGAAAAAUCGUUACUAACACGAAAUAUGUCAGUUGACUUGCCAUACUUAAAGAAGAACAAGUAUAAUGUCUUAUCUGGAAUUUGACCACAUUUGUUGUGCGAAAGUCAUUAUCUGCACCUUUUGUUUAUUGUAAUGAAAUCGCUCGUUAAUAUAAGCGAUAUGUGUAUUUGUCUUUAUGGAACAAAAAUCAUUCGUUCUUUUAAUUUUGUCGAGUUUUUCCAAUAGCAUUUACUCCCUUAAAGAUAUAUGAGCCGUGCCAUGGGAAAACCAACAUAGUGGGUGUGCGACCAGCAUGGAUCCAGACCAGCCUGCGCAUCCGCGCAGUCUGGUCAGGAUCCAUGCUGUUCGCUAACAGUUUCUCCAAUUCCAAUAGGCUUUAAAAGCGAACAGCAUGGAGCCUGACCAGACUGCGCGGAUGCGCAGGCUGGUCUGGAUCCAUGCUGGUCGCACACCCACUAUGUUGGUUUUCCCAUGGCGCGGCUCAUAUACCUCUUAUAUUUAGAUAUUUACCUAAAAUGUAGAAAAUCUUCAUCAAAUAUUUUCAACUUUACUAAAUAUAUAAAUUAAUGGCGUAUGUAGAGCUACAUUCAUAAUAAAUUGUCAUGCAGUAACAGUCAAUUGUUUAAAAGAACUUCCAGUUUUUUUAGUGGUAGUACAUAUUUAUACUGUAUUCAGCUAUACAUCUAUACAGUGUUAACUAUUUUUUAACCUAAUGCAUAGUACUGUUGAUACAUAUAAGCAUGUUAAUUGUAUGUUUACAUAAACUAUAUGUAAUA